Messenger RNA from Jatropha curcas, 646 nucleotides. It is a transcript of the gene GEA6, whose product is annotated as Stress induced protein. Lineage: Eukaryota; Viridiplantae; Streptophyta; Magnoliopsida; Malpighiales; Euphorbiaceae. The record is from RefSeq and is a predicted model, not a curated record. Gene Ontology annotation, cellular component: cytosol. Gene Ontology annotation, biological process: response to abscisic acid.
UGCUCCGCUCGUUUCUAACCGUGCCAUUGCGUGAUCGAUAAAGUGUAACAGAGCAAAAGAUUAAUUAUAUUGGUGGAGAAAUUUGUUAGCAAAAAAGGGCAAAAAUGUCUUCAAAUCAAUCAAGACAAGAGCUUGAUGAAAGAGCAAGGCGUGGAGAGACUGUUGUCCCUGGAGGUACUGGGGGCAAGAGCCUUGAAGCUCAAGAGCAUCUUGCUGAAGGGAGAAGCAGAGGAGGACAGACAAGGAAGGAGCAGCUGGGGACAGAAGGAUAUCAGGAGAUGGGCCGGAAAGGUGGGCUGAGCACGACGGACGAGUCUGGUGGAGAAAGAGCUGAGAAGGAGGGCAUCACUAUCGAUGAGUCGAAGUUCAGGACUGGGAGCUAGUGUGAUGAUUAAAACUAUAAAUGGUAUUUUGUAGUAAUAAUAAUAAUAAUGUUGGUAAUAAAGUAUUAGCUUAGCAGUGUACUUUAGUUUAGUAAUGUAGUUUACAUGUGGGUUAAAAUGACUAGGGUUUAGCUAGUAUGUGUGUUGUAACUUUGAGAGGGGUUUAUGGUCGUUCCCUUUCUGGGAGGACUGCUAAUACUUUCUCCCUAUUUGUAAAAUAACCUGCAGUAUAUAUAAUUACCUGUUGGUUAAAAAAAAAAAAA